GAUGUGCACCACAAGUCCUCCACAGCCACAGCAGCUUGAUUUGGAGCCAUGGUGCCGCCCGUCGUUGCAUUACCGAGCAGGACUUGCGGCUCUUAAACCGUCACUUCUUCCAGGCAGUGUGCUACUGUGCAGAUGGAGGCAAUGGAGGUAGACUCCCCUCUGGGGAUACAGGAAGGAGGCAGCAGACAGCCACAGGCAGCGGUUGCAGGCCAGGCCGAGAAUGCCAACGCACCACUUGUCAUCUCAGACUCCGGCAGCAGCACCGAGGUGGAGGAGGAAGAACAUGAUAACAAUGAGGGACAAGCGGCAGCUCGGCCACCUCCAAGGCUUCCCGCCACCUGGGCGUUUAGUCAGAGGGCGGUGAGCAGGACUGCAGCCACGCCAUCAGCAGCUCGGGGGGCACCCAUGCGGAGGAGAGUCAGGCAGGGCCUCAGAGUGCACUACCCCAGCCAGACUGCAGCACCUUCCAGAGGCUUCCCUGACUUUCUGCUUCGAGCACCGGCUGCCAGCGUGGCUGAGCCAGGGUCCGGCAGCACUACAGAGGUCAGCGAGUCAGAUGAAGAGGAUGGAGCAGUGGAAGCGGGGGGUGAAGAGGGUGCCUCUGCUGCUGUGUUACCUGUUGACCCCGCCCCACCAACCAUUUCCCACCUCAACGCCUCCAUACAGCACACGCAGCAACAGGAUGUCAGCUCAUCCAACCCCAGUUCAGCUGCUGAAAAUGAGAGGACAGGAAAUCAACAUCAGGGCGUCAAGGUGGCCUCGGAAACCUUGGCUUCCGUUCUGUCAUCUGUGAAUGAGGAGAGUGAAGGCGACAACUGCACCAUCUGCUUCGAGGCGUGGACGGCGGCGGGCGAACACAGGCUGUCUGCUCUGCGCUGCGGACAUCUCUUCGGCUACACCUGCAUCCAGCGCUGGCUGAAAGCUCAGGGUUCAGCCGCUAAAUGUCCACAGUGUAACAAGAAAGCAAAGCGUUCAGACAUCGUGCUGCUGUACGCUCCAAAGCUGAGAGCGCUGGACAACUCUGAGGAGGAGAGCUUAAAAAAGUCUCUGGAGCAGGAGCAAGCCCUCAGAAGGAAGGCUGAACUGGAGUCAGCUCAGUACAAACUCAAACUACAGGUCGUCACCAGCAAAUAUGGACAAGUGGAGCAAGAGCUGCAGGAGCUGAGGUCUCUAAUGGCUCAGGCUGGUAGAAGCUCGGUUCCCUCUUCCUCCUCGGGGUCAGCCGUAUACCUCGGCCUAUCUCAGAGGCCAGAGGGCUCCAGGAAGGCCCAAUACGGCUUCUCCAAGGCAAUUUUAGUGUCUCUGGCUGGAGGCUGUAGGGUCUUGUCAUACUGUGAACCUCUGAGUUGCCUGCUUGCCUCGCAGCCGUCCCCACAAGCCACAUUGGUGCCCGGUUGUGGUGUAAAGAAGGUUAGUGUGGUGAACAUGAAGGCGAGUCAGUACGUCCCCAUCCACAGUAAACAGAUCAGAGGUUUGUCCUUCAAUAGACAGAAUGACAGUCUGCUGCUGUCUGCUGCCCUGGACAACACCAUCAAACUGACCAGUCUGUUAACCAACACAGUGGUUCAGACCUAUAAUGCAGGCAAACCAGUGUGGAGCUGCUGCUGGUGUUUGGAUAACAGUAACUACAUCUAUGCUGGUCUGAGCAACGGCUCGGUGCUCGUCUACGACACCAGAGACACCACCACACACGUCCAGGAGCUGCAGCCGCUUCGCUCCAGGUGUCCAGUGGCAUCCCUGUGCUAUGUCCCGCGGGCAGCAUCCAGCUCGUUCCCCUGCGGCGGGUUGAUCGCAGGGUCUAUGGAGGGCGGAUGUUUCUGGGAGCAGGUCAGCGAGGUCACGUACAGACCCCAUGUCCUGCCGCUGGAGACAGCUGGCUGCACCGACAUCCAGGUGGAAACAGAAAGCCGUCACUGUCUGGUCACGUACAGGCCAGGACGUUCCAAUCCAUCUCUGCGCUGUGUCCUGAUGGCUCUGAACCGAACGCCUCAGCAGGACUCCAGUCAGCUGCCCAACUGUUCCUGCUCUCCUGUGCAGACGUUCAGCGCCGGCUCGUCCUGUAAACUGCUCACCAAGAACACCGUCUUCAAGAGUCCAGAUGGAGUAGGAACACUGGUCUGUGCCGGUGACGAGGCCUCAAACUCUACCAUGGUGUGGGACGCCAGCAGCGGCUCUCUGCUCCAAAAGCUUCCAGCCGACCUGCCCGUGUUGGACAUCAGUCCAUUUGCGAUGAAUGGGGAACACUUCCUGGCCUCGCUGACGGAAAAGAUGCUGAAGCUCUACAGGUGGGAGUGAACCAGGAAACAAAGACCAGAGACAGUCCCACAGCACAAGGACAGAAUCUGACUGUGCUGGAAAUCGAAUGCUGCUAAACCUUUGUCUGCUUGUUUACACACAAAACCAAACAAACCGGUUUCUGCAAGUAUUGACCUUUGACCCGAGACAGAACGACUCUGUCAGGUGUGCAUAGACACACUGAGGUUCUGCUGAACUGUGAUCCCACACAAAGGAAUAUGUUUGUUAUUUUUAUACAAGCCUGAGGUCAAGUUAUUAAUAUUCUGCGUGUGUGUGUCGAUGUGUCGCUGUCCUGAGGUCCUGCAGUUUCCCAGUUUCAAAGCUGGAGCUGAUAAAGGUGAGGAUGGUGAUUUUAUCUUGGUGUCUCUCAGGUGUGUGUUGGUGUUUUGGUUUGAUCAUUGUGAUACUUUGGUAUGAGCCCUGUAGCUUAAGCACCAACUACAACUACAAACCAUGUGUUUUUGACUUUGUCUCUCCAUCUUCGGCUGUACUGUUUUAUGUUGUUUUUUCUUACACGUCGACAACUUCUGCUCUGCUUAUUUUAAGAAUUGUGUAAGCCAUCACAGUCAACAUCAAGUCUAUGGUUGCAACUUCUGCUUCUACUAUUAGCUAAUUUGCCUCUUACCAUUUCUGUGAAUUCGUUACUGGAAUCAGCAGAAAAUUCUGCAUUGUUUCCUCUUUCACUUAGUAAAUUGACAUAUCAGCUGAUUUCUAACCACCAUCCUUAAUUUGUCGUGGACAAGAAAUGACGGUCCCAGUGUUUGUCCAUCAGAGAUUGCUGAAGUUAGUGUCUAGAGUGUUCCAUUCGCCACAUACAUUUGGACGUCUCUUUUGUUAUCAACUUUAAGUAUUCAUUUUCAGGCUGGUUGGUUGGUCCAUAUUCGCAGCUGUAUUGUCAUUGAGAUGGGUUACACAAAUAGAAGUCUGGAAAGGUAGAAAACGUGGCAGGACAAAACAGAAGCAUAGCUCGAAAAGUUAGUUUAGUUCUGAUGUGAGUAUGAUUCAGUUGUAAAUGAUGGGCUAAAUUGUACUAAACCAUGGGUGUGGUCCUCUAAUGGAGAUAUUAUAGGACCAUUACUGUUAGUUUGCUGCUAAAGUGUGUCUUGCACAUUGCUAUGGAUAAUUUACCUUGACUCUGUUGUUCCCUUUGAGAUUUCUUUCUCAUUUCAGGCAGCCAGAGGUGUCAUUUUGUUUGUGGUGUAGGCUUGAAAGCUGCUGCAGAAAAUUCAAACUGUUAAAUAUGUUGAGGUUUGAGCGCAGGGUGCAGAUCAGGAACUUGUGUCCUUGUUUUCAACACCUAUGUUUGCCCGUUAUCACAGUCAGCUCAUCACUGCAGUGCCUUCCUGUAGCUUCUCAACUGAAUGUUCAGAUGUCAGAGGAUCCUUGAAUCCACCACAAACAUGAAGUUAGAUAGUGAUCUGGCUGCAGCUAUGUCAACACUCGCUCUGAGCACAUUUCAUCUAACACUGGUCUAAAACAUGGUCGUCAGUCAUUUGGCGCUCAGGUUCGGCUGUGCUUUGUUAGAGUGAGUGGUAAAAUCAGUUAAAACAACUUUGAGAAACUUGGAUUUCAAAAACGAGCCCAGCUGCAUCAAAGUGAAGCGGCAUUGAGAACAGCCCCAGAUUUUCAACUGUUCAUGAAAGCUGAUGUAAUUUUGUCCCAUGUCUCCUUUUAAAAGCACAUUUCAUUUUUUUUUUAAUUUUAAUUGUCACAAACAGAAAACUGCUCCAUCAUCACCCCUUCCCGUCUUCUUGUCUCACUCCUUACUUAACCACAACUAUGAACACUGCCAAAGGACCCAUUUUUACUCUUUUUGGUUUUCAUUUCUUAAGAAUGUUGUAUAUAUGUAUAUUUUCUACCAACUGUUUGAGUACAACUUCAAAGUUAAUAAAAAUGACAUGUUAUUUUUAAUCACA
Molecule: messenger RNA, 4211 nt
Organism: Limanda limanda (common dab)
Lineage: Eukaryota; Metazoa; Chordata; Actinopteri; Pleuronectiformes; Pleuronectidae
Gene: rfwd3
Product: ring finger and WD repeat domain 3
Exons: 13
Coding region: 133-2295 (720 amino acids)
Biological process (GO): interstrand cross-link repair; double-strand break repair via homologous recombination; protein ubiquitination
Cellular component (GO): site of double-strand break; nucleus
Molecular function (GO): protein binding; ubiquitin protein ligase activity
Source: RefSeq, a predicted model, not a curated record